CCAGUGCAAGUAUUUAAUUUCAUUUUCUUAGUUUUAUAUGCCACCUUUCUUACAUCACAGAACUCAGGGUGGUGUACAUUUGAUUCCCUGAGGGUCUGCUUAGCUUCAACAAGGUGGUGUCCCCCCCCUGUGCCUCCUUCAAUAUAUGAAUCGACCCUUUUUUAUUUAAAAAAUGAAAUGAAAUAAUGAUUUAAAAAUAGAAAACGUAGGUGUUAAAUACCCGCUAUUCUUAACAUACCAUAUACACUUUUAAAUGCCAGACGUGGGUGUGCCAGAUGGCUCCCUGGAUUUUGUCAAUCUCUUGACUAAAUUAUAUAAAAUAGGUCUCAUUGUUUUCCACCUCUGCAUUUAGAAUGGUUGCUAUAAGCGACAAAAGAAUAUGCUGUAGCACCUCGUAUUUAUGAUUAUUUCAUAUGAAUUUGGUUAGGCGCCACCCUGAAAUCCCGCUACUCUUGGGCUGCAACGCCGCGUUCGAAGUGCGACUUCCCGCUUCUGGGCACUUCAUAUUGGCUCACUGCGGAUUCUAAGAAAAGUUAGCGCAAUUUUCUUUCGCACGACGUAAGCCUUUCUUGCCACAUAUUGCAUAGGCAUUAAACUCUGCUGAGCAAAAUCUGCAGAGAGAACCGUACAAAUCCAGCCAGCAAAUCCAUGGGAAUCAUGGACACGGCAGGAGGUAUUAAACGCGCGAUGGGGUGUCGGGCGUUAUUUCUCAUUAACUAACGCCGAGUAAGGAGGGAGAAGCGAGGGAAUAAUGUUUCCUGUGUCGGCCAGCGCGGUGGGGGACAAGCGGCAACCGGCUGCAGCUACGACUUCCUAGGGCAGCCGAUGGGUGAAAAGCCAAAAGACGGUCGCCGGGAGGAGGACCAGCCCCAGCGCAGGUGGUGGGAACCUCGCUCCAGGCCGUCUUCCGAGAGCGCCAAGCAGCGCUAAGAAAGGCUGGAAGACGCCUGCGGUGCUGGGGCGGCCCUUAGCGGCGAGAGCGAGGAGCUGCGGGCAGAUACUUUCCCAGCAGGGCCAGGGAGCCAUGGAGGAGGCAGAGGAGGCCGGCGCAGGGCCCAGGCGCCGCCGCCGCCGCUCGGGCGGCCGCAGCAGCUCGGAGCGCUCGCCGAGCCCCGGGCGCCUGGACGUGAGUUCGCCGCGCUUCGACCCUCUGCUGGCGCUCUACUCGGAGCGCACGACGCUGCCUUACCCGACCGCGCCGCACUUCAACAACCUGGCCGAGUACGAGAGCUUCCAGCGCGGCCUGCUCCGCGCUCCGGGACGCCAGCGAGGGGCUGUCGGCCGCGGCAGCCGCCCUGCGGGGACCCGCGCCCGGAGUCGAGGCGGACGGGCCCCCGCCGACCCCGAGCGCAUCCAGCGUCUCCGCAGCCUCAUGGUGGCCAAGGAGCCCGAGCAAGAAGAGGCCGAGAGGGCCAGGCAGCAGCGGGGCAGGAGGGCGCCUCGCAACGUGCUCACUAGGAUGCCCGUUCACGAAGGCAGUCCGCUUGGGGAGCUUCACCGAUGCGUCCGUGAUGGUGUAAAAGUCAACGUGCACGUCCGAACUUUCAAAGGACUUCGUGGAGUCUGCAGUGGGUUCUUGGUUGCAUUUGACAAGUUCUGGAAUAUGGCCCUGACAGACGUAGAUGAGACAUAUCGAAAACCUGUGCUGGGUCAAGCUUUCUAUGUAGAGCCACAGUUGACUCUCACCAGACUGUUCGACAGACUCAAGCUGCAAGAGUCCCUGGUUACAAAAGACGUUUCAAAGAUGGCUGCAGAUCUGCCAGCUCUUCCUUGUGAUCCUAGGACACUUAGGUGGAAGUCCGAGUCAGGUCGGAGGAGGUCAGAAGAACGAGGGGUGAAGAAGCGCUCAAGCAAAGAGAGGACACGGAGCUCUAGCCUGCCUCGAACUUAUGGGAAAGAGAUUGAACUGUCUGGCAGAAUCUCCCAAACGGAGGGGACGAGUGCAGGUGGCACAAGAGGUCGAUCACGGAAAAAGCGGAGGCCCAAAGUGGAUUACCAGCAAGUUUUCACACGGCACAUAAACCAGAUUUUUAUUCGGGGGGAGAAUGUCUUGCUUGUUCAUCUAGCCCAUUGAUCUGAUUGCCAUUACUCAGCCAGCGGCAUGAACAGUGGCGGCGACUGCAUGCUACUUUGUGAAUUGUUUUGUAACUGCUUCUCUUCCUCUGACUAAAAGGGAGGAAGGCAAGAGAAUCUUGGAUCUCAGAGGCAAGAGCAUCUUGAGCCAACUACCAGCUUGUUUGGACUAGAAUUUGGCCAAGGAAGCUGCUGCCUUUACAAAGAGACAGGUCUCCUAAGUCCUUCAUAAACUGCGGAACUUCCAGAAUAUGUGAUGCUGUGGGCAAGUAUCGCUGUAUAUUUAAAACCCAUGUGGGUCUGAAACAAGUAGCUCUGUUUUUGCAGAAGAAGCAGAGUAUGCCAUUGACCUUGGUACUUCAUUGUGGAAUGCUUGUAAUUUGAAAUCAUGGGAAAGCAUGUUUAUAAAAAAUGGCGAUGGAAUUCAGAGCUUGUGAAAAGGAGGAAUGGCUUUAGGUAUGGACUUGUUUGGAUCUCAUCUCUCCUAAUAGCAUGCAUGGGCGGGGAGGUAUUCCAGAGUUGAACCAUAGUGCCCUCUGGUGUCCAAGCUUGUGUCAUGAACAAAAAGGGAAUGGAAACCGAAUCAAGUGGUUAUUUGCUGAUGGGAUGCCUUUUCUCUCCAACUCAUUUGUGAUCAAAGGCAGUAUUUAGCCUUUUCUUCAUUAUUUACACAGCCUAUGCUCUUAAAACCAUCUUCCCCUGCUUCCCCCCACCCCACCCCUUGCCACCAGCAAACAGUGAAUGUAGCUAACUAUGUAGCUUCUCUACCUGGAGCUUGUCUAAAUGUAUGUAUUGUAAAAUGGGUUGGAACAACCUAGAAAUUUCAAUCCAGGUUUUUUUUAAUUGUUCAUGUCAUCCAUUUGUGUGUUGCAGCGGUAAAGACUUAAGGCAAUGUACAUAAGUCGCUUAAAAUAGAGAAGAUGGUGUUUUAUCCUUACGCACAGUUAUACAUUAUAGAAGUGGCUUUUGAGAUGCUGAUUUCCCCGAUAAUGAUUAAAGAGAAUAAUUUGCUUGCGAUAUCUGCAAGCGUAGUCCUGAUUGCUUCUAGGUUCUGAAUGACAUGCUUCUAAUGCUAGUUUGAUUGUUCCUGAGAAGCAUGUUUUAAGACUACUGAAAAGUAUGCAUGGUGAUUAUUUAGAAAAUCAGUAUUAUUAACUGUUUCCCCCUUAUCAUUCAGUAAUCAUCAGAAGAAGCUGUGCAACAUGUUGUAACAAUAGAUAUAUAUAAAUAUAUAAAGUGUCUGCCAAGAGAGAUUUUAUGGUGCUGUAUAAUAGUGCCCUCUGUUUACAGUGAAUAUGUGUAAGUAGCACUCCAAUAGCUGGACUUUGCUGCCAUGGAAUGCAAUGACUUUUGUAUUGGGAGGCAUUUUAAAAGUCUCUGUAGAAUUAUUAAGCUCAAAAACACAGAUUUCUAACUCAAAACAUAUAGGUUACAUUUUGUAAAUCACUUCUGAUUUUCUAGAAUAACCUGGCAAUAUUCUAAUGAUUGGAGUGUUCCACCAUCAAUAGUAACCCUUAGACAAUUGCAUGUAGUUUGUGAUUAUUAUUUUUUCAGGCUUUAAAAAAAUAUUCAUGGGUGGAGCUCAGUUUCUUUCCUCUUAUUUCUCCAGCCGAGUUGCGGACUGCAAAAUGGGCUGGGUAAGCUCUCCUAAUUUUCAAGGUGGGGAGGGCAGAUGAUUGUUCCAACUUUUGUGUUUGGAGGCAACCAUUUUUUCUCUAUUCAGCGCAUUGAAACUUUGCAGAGUCAUGGCAUCAUGUGGGAUUCACAGGAGCUUUUUGUAAAAAAUAAAAAAUAAAAAUAAAUAAGCUUCUGCUGCUAAUAAUGAGCCCUCUCCCCAAUCCUCUGGAAAAUUAUUCCCCUUCAGAAAAUAUUUGGUGAAAUGGCCCCAAUUUGGAGGAGGUCUGAAUGUCAUGCUCACCCCCGAAAACUGAGACUACAGUUUGAAAAGGAAGGCCAAUGUGGAGAAGAGGGGCUUCUUAACCCUUUUUGUUCAUGUUGUUUUCCUGGGGAGUCCCAAAGCUUUCCUCAGUGGAGAGUAAAGCAAUCUUCAGUGGAGAAGACAGCAUGAGGAGAAAGGGUUGUGCCCCCCCAUCCCGCCUGCUUCAAAUUAUGUGAAAAAGAAGCAUGGAAUGAUCCACUGUGUGAAAUUCUGCCCUGAGUACUAUUUGUGAGGUUCAAGGAAUUAGCCAUUUUAUUGUCAACCUAGUACAACUCAAGACGACAGACUGAAAGGGGACAGGACAAGAGCUAGGAAAGGAAAAGGAGCAGAACUUGGAGUUCAUGUUUAGCAUAACCUCUUGACCUGAUGUGUAGCUUCCCCAUUGAGUGGGAAUGGGAUAUGCAAAGUGUAUUGGAUGGUGUUAUUUUUUUCCUCGGGUUAUUCUUUGCCAUGCUGCAAAUUAAAAUGCAUGUCACAAAUGUGUUUUUCACUCUUUCGCCCUCCUUGCUUCAAAAAGAAACAUAGAGACAUGAAAUAUUAGUUUCUGAAUUCCCUUAGCAGCCUGCCUUUUGCCCUUUCCAGUUUGACUUUUCCCAGUCACCGUUUGCUGCAAAGGCUAUCACAAAAAUGAUCCUAAGAGAUUCUGUGGAUGGAUUUAACGAGUUUUGUAUCUGUUCUUGAUUCUUCCUCUGUGGCUCUUUUCUCCUCAAAGUACAGUUUCUUGACUCUGUGCUCCAGAGAGUUUUCUUUCAACUUAAAAAGUUCACCUAUACAUCUCUCCCUUUAAAUAUAUAUAUAUAUAUCCCACAUUUUCUAUUUUGGGGGUGGGUAGGCCUCAUGUGUCUGUUCUUGAGAUGCCUGCCCUUUCACAUUCUACUUCGCUAAGGCUAUGCCCCCAAAUAUAAAUUUAAGUGGACCAUCAAAUUUCGUUUUUUUGUUUUUCCUGAAUGAUUUUUUCCCUUCACUGGUCUUUAUCCAUAUUCUUUGGAAGGCCAAAUGCUUUCAUAAGCCUGCCUCUGUAAGUUUACUACCUUAUGCUUCAGUGUUUAAAUUGCUACUGCUUUUGUCGUCCAGAAUCAUUUUCAAUAUCGAGCCUGGUAAACAACUUUGUCUGUGGUCCCAUAUCCACUGUCAACAUCACAAGACUCUAUUUUGAAUUCUUAAAAAUAUCUUCUGAAUCUUACUGACUUGCAUGUCUUCUAUUGUUACUUGAAGCCUCUAGAUCAAAGGUGCUAAACUUAAUUUUCAAGCUGUUGUUUUGGUAUUGCAAUUAGCAUUGUAUAAGUAGUACUUAUGGAAGCAUACCUGCCUGUCUUACUAUUCUUCCCACACUUCACAAAUUAACUCAGGACUUUUUUUUUACUUUUUUCUUUGGCAAGAAAUUUAGUUUCUCACUAGAAUUCCUAUCCUGUCUUGCCACUUGGUUUCUAAAGCUGCAAAGUGUAGGUGUCAAACAUAAAGUGCCCCCUCCCUCCAAAGAUAGUAACUUCAUAAAUUUUAGACAGAAGCCACUAUAUAGACCUGAUGAGUAAGGCACGAAUGUCUGGAAAGGGGGGCGUUUUCAUAUUCUUCAUCAGCUUUCCUCUUCCAGAUUUUUCUGUUAGUUGAUUGAUAUGAAACACACAACUCUCCAAUUCAAUCCAACAAUUAAAAAGAAGAAAACAGCUAGUUAUGGAGAAUCAAUACCAAAAAGGUCUGUGUGGCCACAUUUUACUUAGCAAGUAUGGCAUUUGAAAACUCUGUACCCAUGUGUGAGUCACCCAGGUGUUUGUAGCAUUUCCAUACCAGUGAUGUGACAAAUGUUCACCUGUAGAACACUACCACAAAUAUGCAAAGUGGUGGGUUUUUUUAGACCUCCAUAUAGAGGUUUCGGUAUUUAAACUCUCGGUUACUGUGCGGCAGGUGGUGUUUGUUCCAUCACUGCGGCAAGAGAAUGACACAUACUGAGCCUUUCCCUUGCUUUAGUUUACAACUUUUGUGAAGAGUUGGCAACCCUGCAAAUGCAGUUAUGUGUGACUCUGAAGGUGGCAACUGUGUUAUUGGCAGGCUGAAUGGAGGUCUUGAAGCCGAACUUUUUCCUGCUGCAGACUUGCUGCCAUUGGGGGAAUAUUUUUGUGUAAAGAGAGAAAAUACCCAGAGAGAGAAAAUAAUCCCUAUAUUGCUUUGACAAUUUUGUCUCAAUAUGAGUUCAAUAGUGCCUAUUUACACUUCCAUCAGUAAGAAUCUGCUAUGUGUCAAAACUCAUUACUCAUUCCACGCAGCUCAAAGCGUACUCUGGGAGUGGUUGAAACAUAUUUUAAUUCUGUUUUCCCAGUUUGCAACAGAAUUCCUGUUGGGGAUGAAGAUGCAGAGAAUUACAUUUCUAUUCAGCACUAGGAAUACACCAGUGCCUUGUUGAAGCUCUUCCUCAAAAUGGAUGUCAGAGGCCUACUUUAGUGGAGGAGUAACGUGAAUAACUUGUCUCUUGAUGUAUACAAGCCCUUUUUAGAUGUCUCUGAAAAGAGCUAUUGCUCUUGGCUGUCAGAGGUGAAAGCCUGUCAUGAAAGAGAAAAAGGCUUAUGUUGUUCCUGGAUACCUGCUUUAUUAGCUUCACAACUAGGAAUAGGAUUAGCACACCUGAGACUCUGUCAGACUUGUAUUCGUUUAGAGUGAAAAGUAGUUUGAUCAGGUUGUGUACAAACAUAGCUAGUCUGUUUCUUCCCUUUUCUCUCAGAAGAUUGAAGCUUUCCCUCAGGAGAAAGGGGGGGGGGACCCUGAAAGCUGCUCCAGGCUCCUUUAGCAAUUAUGUUUGAUUUUCACUACUUCAGAGCAAAGUGCAGCUGUAUCCUAGUAUCAUCUCCUUGAUAAGAUCAGUUUUAUAGGCUGAGAAACAAACAACCAGGAAUACUUGUCCAACCUCUAUUGGCACUGUUAGGAAUUUCUUCAGCUGACUGCUGUACUGAUACAUUCCCGGUUUAAUGAUAAAGGUUGGGCUUCAGCGGUUAAAACAGGGGUCAGCACCUUUUUUCAGUCGUGGGCCGGUCCACCAUCCCUCAGACCAUGUGGUGGGCCGGACUACAUUUUUUUUGUGGGGGGGGGGUGAACGAAUUCCUAUGCCCCACAAAUAACCCAGAGAUGUGUUUUAAAUAAAAGGACACAUUCUACUCAUGUAAAAACACGCUGAUUCCCAGACCGUCUACGGGCCGGUUUGAGAAGGCAAUUGAGCCGCAUCCAGCCCCCGGGCCUUAGGUUGCCUACUCCUGGUUUAAAGGUUAGAUAAGGGAACCUGAACUACAUUACAAAUUCUCCCCACUGAACCUUGGGAACUGUAGUUUGGUGACUUCGUAGUUCAAAGUGAACUUCAGUUCACAAGGUUCCUUUGCUUUAAAACCAUAGCAGGCUCAAAAUUGAUUUAAAAUUGUCGUGCAGGUAUACUUUUAGCCUCAAUCACUGGGUUUGAUUCUUCUAUGCCUUUGCUUUUUGUGUCUAUUUUCCCUCAGACUGUUCCCAUUUGUAAAUAAAGGGGUAACGUUUGCAUAUUUUGUAUAAUGUAAAAUGUAAACAAUAAUACAGUAAAAAUAUCUAUUACACACCCUUUUUGUCGGGCAUUAGCUCUCUAGCUUUCCAACUCAACAGAUCAGAACGGAUAGAUAUAUGACAUAUAAUACACACACAAAUACUCUGAACUAAACCCUGGUUUAGUUGCAAGUGUAUGCUCUACCCGCCAGAGUACUUGGGACUGGAAAGAACAUGCAAGCUGUUUAAUCUGUCUUCCUGUUUUAUUUCUGAGAAGAAAUUGCUGCUACGAACCUAAAAAAUGAAUGUACAGUUUAUUUAUUUUUGCUUGAUGGAUUUAGAUUUCUGUAUACAAAAGAGUUCAACCUCUAAGGCAAUAAAUAUAUUGAUGUAACAUAA
Molecule: messenger RNA, 7906 nt
Organism: Zootoca vivipara (common lizard)
Lineage: Eukaryota; Metazoa; Chordata; Lepidosauria; Squamata; Lacertidae
Gene: LSM11
Product: LSM11, U7 small nuclear RNA associated
Biological process (GO): mRNA 3'-end processing by stem-loop binding and cleavage
Cellular component (GO): U7 snRNP
Molecular function (GO): U7 snRNA binding
Source: RefSeq, a predicted model, not a curated record